Molecule: messenger RNA, 2084 nt
Organism: Diospyros lotus (date-plum)
Lineage: Eukaryota; Viridiplantae; Streptophyta; Magnoliopsida; Ericales; Ebenaceae
Product: L-ascorbate oxidase homolog
Exons: 8
Coding region: 106-1755 (549 amino acids)
Molecular function (GO): oxidoreductase activity; copper ion binding
Source: RefSeq, a predicted model, not a curated record
UCGCUGCUUUUAUAAAUACCCGGCCCCUUUUUAAUGUCUACGUCUUAACUCCGCCCACUCGUCCUAUCUCUGUCACCGAUCUGCUUGGCGCUCCGAAAGAAAGAAAUGGUGGCGCCGCUGCAUCAUUUGACUCCCGCCUUCUUGUUAUGCGUGGCCGCCGUGUCUUCUAUUCUAUUCAUUGACGGCGUUGGAGCUGACGAUCCAUACAGGUUCUUCACCUGGAAUGUCACCUACGGGGACAUCUAUCCUCUCGGCGUUCGCCAACAGGGCAUUCUCAUCAACGGCCAAUUCCCAGGGCCUGAUAUAUACUCUGUUACGAACGACAACAUCAUCAUCAACGUUUUCAACAGCCUGGACGAGCCUUUUCUCCUGACCUGGAGUGGGAUUCAACAGAGGAGGAACUCAUAUGAAGAUGGAGUUUAUGGAACCACGUGUCCGAUACCUCCGGGAAAGAACUUCACUUACAUCCUCCAGAUGAAGGACCAAAUUGGAAGCUUUUACUACUUCCCGUCUCUUGCUUUCCACAAGGCCGCCGGCGGCUUUGGAGGCAUCAGAAUCCUCAGCCGCCCCAGAAUUCCGGUGCCCUUCCCAGACCCUGCUGCUGAUUAUACCAUCCUAAUUGGAGAUUGGUAUACUGCCAAUCACACGGAUUUGAAGGCAAUUCUGGAUGGCGGCAAGAAGCUACCUUUCCCUGAUGGCGUCCUCAUUAACGGCCGUGGCCCCAAUGGCACUUCCUUCACUGUUGAACAAGGAAAAACCUACAGGCUUAGGAUCUCCAACGUUGGGCUACAAAAUUCACUCAACUUUCGGAUUCAGGGCCACAAAAUGACACUGGUGGAGGUGGAGGGAACACACACUCUUCAAACUACCUACUCUUCACUGGACGUCCAUGUCGGCCAGUCGUAUUCUGUUCUAAUCACAACUGAUCAGCCCCCUCUAGACUACUACAUUGUUGCCUCCACUCGUUUUACCUCCCAAGUGCUCACCACCACCGCCAUCCUCCACUACAGCAACUCCGCCGGCCCAGUCUCCGGGGCUCCCCCCGCCGGACCCACCAUCGAAAUCGACUGGUCCCUCAACCAGGCCCGCUCUGUUAGGACUAAUCUUACAGCAAGUGGACCAAGGCCAAACCCACAAGGUUCAUACCAUUACGGUCUCAUAAACACCACUAGGACCAUCAGGCUGGCCAACUCUGCGGGCCUCAUCAAUGACAAGCAAAAAUACGCAGUAAACAGCGUGUCGUUUGUGCCGGCGGACACCCCGCUAAAGCUCGCGGACUACUUCAAGAUCGAUGGCGUUUUUCGCCUUGGAAGCAUAGCUGACAAUCCGACCGCUGGCGGCAUGUACCUUGACACGGCAGUUCUGGGCACCGAUUACCGAGCCUUCAUUGAAAUCGUGUUUGAAAACAACGAGGAUAUUGUUCUCAGCUGGCACCUCGAUGGCUACUCUUUCUUUGUUGUCGGAAUGGAUGGAGGGUCGUGGUCACCAGACAGUAGGAACCAAUAUAAUCUCCGAGACGCAGUAUCACGCUGCACCGUUCAGGUAUAUCCAAAGUCGUGGAGUGCCAUAUACGUGGCGCUUGACAACGUGGGAAUGUGGAAUUUGAGGGUGGAGUACUGGGCGCGACAAUACCUGGGACAACAGCUCUACAUGCGUGUCUACACAACCUCCACUUCCUUCCGGGACGAGUACCCCAUCCCUAAGAACGCGCUUGUGUGUGGCAGAGCCAGCGGCCGCCGCACCCGACCGCUCUAAUCGACCCUCGAAUCUCAAGCUUUAUUUUCCACGCACACAGGGAGAUAACAAGCUUGAUGAAUAUUGAUGAUUCUCUAGGCAGCUAGCUAGCCCGGUUGAUUUAUUGAUGAGGUCGCAUUUAAUUUCCACUGAAUCUAUUCUUCGUUCAUUAUUGUCCAUGCUCUAAGAUGCAUGCAGCAUGCUUGUAUUGGGAAUGCUGACUAAUGACCUCAACUCGAGGUCAUAUUCUUUCUAUUCCAAUUCAACAAUAUUGUGUACUAUCCUUUUGUUUACAUUUGCCACCUCCGAUAAAUCAAGGACGUGGUUCCUCUCCAAGUUGAAAUUAUACA